Molecule: messenger RNA, 561 nt
Organism: Lichtheimia ornata
Lineage: Eukaryota; Fungi; Mucoromycota; Mucoromycetes; Mucorales; Lichtheimiaceae
Exons: 1
Coding region: 1-561 (186 amino acids)
Source: RefSeq, a predicted model, not a curated record
AUGAGUUUUAUUGCUGGUUUACUAGGCUCUCUUCGACGACGACGUAAAGGAACAGUCAACCCACGUAGUAAAGGUCUUGAGCAAGACAACGAGGAACCUCACCCUGACAACACGACACCACCUCAUGAGGAGCAACAACAAGUGGGCGGCGAUACCACCACUACGACUGAAGCAACAAACACACCUGUCACCGAGUCUCAUUCGUCGUCAUCCAAUAGUGUCAAUGUAGAAGGCUUGCAGUUCAAAGAAGCGCGUGAUCUUGCUUAUUUGCUUGGGUCGACUUGGAGCGAGAAACCACAACAGCAGCAACAACCUUUAUUCCCAGCAUUCGAACAUUUGCUGAAUCCCAAGGAUGACCAACAAGAGCAGGCACCACGUCGGUCAAACAGCUCAUAUCGUUCCACAUUGGGUAGUACGCGACGCUUAUUGCGUGGAGCGUUGCCUCGCAACCAUGAACAUCGGCUUUCUCUUUAUCGACCGGUGAAGAAUACUCUCAAGACAGCUCGAUCUACUCCCAACUUUGGAUCUGUCAAGAAUACCGCCGCCGCCACUGCCACAUGA